Xylona heveae TC161 is the source of this 2625-nucleotide messenger RNA. Its product is annotated as adenine nucleotide alpha hydrolases-like protein. Gene Ontology annotation, molecular function: diphthine-ammonia ligase activity. The transcript has a single exon. The record is from RefSeq and is a predicted model, not a curated record. Lineage: Eukaryota; Fungi; Ascomycota; Xylonomycetes; Xylonales; Xylonaceae. Gene Ontology annotation, biological process: protein histidyl modification to diphthamide. The coding region runs from base 28 to 2289 and encodes 753 amino acids.
CGCAUGGCAGGCCAAGUGGAAUAGACAAUGGCCGGGCUGAAAGUAAUUGCUCUUAUAUCUGGGGGCAAAGAUUCGCUCUUUUCAAUAUUGCACUGCCUGGCCAAUGGUCACGAAGUGGUUGCGCUUGCAAAUUUAUAUCCUGCUGCAAAACCCGAUAGUCAUGAGACAAUUGACGAUCUGGAUAGCUACAUGUAUCAGACUGUUGGACAUGCAGUAAUUCCGUUAUAUGAAGAGGCGCUAGGCAUUCCUCUCUACAGGCAAGAAAUUCUGGGCACUGCUGUCAAUGCGGACAAGAAUUACUCGUUUCAAGAUUCCACCACAAAGGGCCAGGAUGAAACGGAAUCCCUGGUACCGUUGCUUCGCCGUGUGAUGGAAGCUCAUCCAGAAGCAAAUGCUGUCAGUACUGGAGCUAUCCUUUCAGACUAUCAGCGGACCCGGGUCGAGUCUGUCAGUAUUCGACUCGGCCUGACACCGCUUUCUUAUCUAUGGCAAUAUCCAUACCUACCACCAAAUGUGCAGUCUUCUCUGCUAGACGACAUGGAAGCAGUUGGCCAAGACGCAAGAAUCAUCAAGGUCGCAUCUGGAGGAAUGGACGAAAGCUUCCUGUGGGAGAAUGUGGCAAGCGCAAAGACCAAGAGAAGGUUAGCACGUGCUAUGCAGAGAUUUGGCGGAAAUGAAGGCGGCGCAAUUCUUGGUGAAGGGGGAGAGUUUGAGACCCUAGCCGUUGACGGCCCGGCGCCCUUGUGGAAGAAGAGGAUCUCUGUCGACGAGGCGGAAAGACUCGUGGUCGUUGGCGAAGGAGGUUCUGCUUCGGUCAAAAUCAGAAAUGCUAGAAUGGCCGAGAAACCUGCCGGAGAGAUUCAGGAGAAUACUACCCUGGAGAGUCUGAGGACACCUGAUCUUCUUGAUACUGAAUUCUCAUCUCUUCUCGAGUCUCUUCGAGCAGAUCAUACAUUAUCCGUCGAAGCCGCUUCAGCUGACUCACAGCGUGUUCAUGUGGUGCCUGUUUCUCAGGUUGAUACAAGACAAACCCUCAGCAAGAGCAAUUGCUUCCUCUCAAAUUUAACAUGUUGUGAUCCAAGCCUAUCUGCUGGGGAACAAAUGUCAAACAUAUCUGAGCACCUAAGGCUGGAGUUGGCCCGAAUAGACAGGUCACCAGACGAUAUUGUGUUUAGCACGAUCCUUCUUCGCUCAAUGUCUGAGUUUGCACAUGUCAAUCAAAUAUAUUCUAAGCUCUUUUCCAAGCCUAAUCCGCCAGCAAGAGUCACAGUUGCUUGCGGAGACAUUCUCCCUUCUGGGGCCGAGCUCAUGCUCUCAGUCGUUGUCCAUCGAGAUGAAAGCCUUUCGAGAAGAGGACUGCACGUCCAGUCCAGAUCAUAUUGGGCUCCUGCCAAUAUUGGGCCAUACUCACAAUCCAUUGCAACGCCGCUCAAUAACUUACAGAACACGAGUACACCUCCGUCAAUAGUUUACGUUGCAGGACAAAUUCCACUACGGCCUGCUUCCAUGGACCUUACAGUAAAAGGCCCUGAGAAUUCGGAGAUCCCUAUGGAUUUUAACAUGCAGACAACCUUAUCUUUGCAGCACCUGUGGAGGAUAGGACAGACUAUGGGUGUCAAUUGGUGGACAAAUGGCGUGGCAUACCUUGCUGGGUUAUCAGAUACGGAUGCUACCAAAUACCAGCAGCGUGCAAUCAUUGCAUGGAAUGCCUGGAAACACAUGCACAGCCGCGUCGAGAAUGAUGACAGCGGAGACAGUGAAGACGACCAGGAUAUCGAUGUCUGGGACCAGACUCACGGCCGUCUAAAUGAUCGAUCUUUUGCCCCUCAGGAGACUGUUCGGACUCUGCCUGAUAUGCAAAGGAUCAAAUUUGAACAAGAGAAUGUGGACUCCUGUCCACCUUUCUUGGCCGUUGAGGUAGACGAACUCCCUCGCGGAAGUGCCAUUGAGUGGGCCAGCUUGGGAGUUGCACAAUGUAAUGUCUCUCUCACUGUGACUGGAUCGGGAUCCGAUUAUCAGUGCGUGCUGGAAAAUGGGUCUUCUUUUGCACUCGCAACCGUACCUCUGAGCUCUGACGGCGCAGAUAUGACGGUGAAGACCCUCAGGGAUUUGAGCGCCGAAAGCUCUCAGGCAGAGAAAUAUGUCACGCAUUUCACGCUAUACACUUCAAAGCCAGUGCCCAUUCCAACGGGCUUUUCAGUACAAUUAAUACCGUGUCGAAGCGUCUGGGGCCGCAAUGGACAGCGCCUUGCUGCCGGAAUCGUAAUCCGCCGGGAGCCGCUUUUCUAGAUUCAUUCGGCAAGGGUGCACUAUAUCCAAAAAUAGCAUGAUAUAAAAGUCCUCUCAUUGAUUAUUUCUGAGCUUGAGAACGGAUAAAGAGGAAAGGAAACCCUUAAUUAGAUGAGUAACUCUCGGACGGUUCUCCAAGCCUUCUUGACCCACGGUUCGUGCACAAACUCGAGACAGGCCCUAUAUGUCUCUUUAUUUUUUCCAGAAAGGUAGUACCAGCGGUCCAAUUGAGGAACCUUUUAACAAAAGUCACGAUCAUAGAAUUGCUAGCUGUAAAUGUACAUAAAUAAUUUCUCUGCUCAACUGAUGAGGUAUUGUGCACUUGAUAUAGAGUAC